This is a messenger RNA of Phasianus colchicus (ring-necked pheasant), 1804 nucleotides long. It is a transcript of the gene CLIC5, whose product is annotated as CLIC family member 5. Lineage: Eukaryota; Metazoa; Chordata; Aves; Galliformes; Phasianidae. The record is from RefSeq and is a predicted model, not a curated record.
CACAUCCAGCCUGGCCUCGAAUGCUUGCAGGGAUGGGGCAUCCACAAAAUAAGUUUUCUCCCAUUUGUGCCACCACCCUGCUGUCCCCACACAGUGCCUGAGGCCGAACCAAGACAUGGGGCACCCUCGUGCUGCUCCCCCCGCAGCUCUUUGUUCCUCUGCGUAGCCCCAUUCCCACUCCCCACUCAGCUCUCCCAGGAGCAGCAGCACCGGGCUGCUCUUCCCAGGUGCGGUUAUCAGCCGGGCUUCUGCAUGUCUCUGUACUUCUAUUGAUGGGGCUUGCUGCACGCAGAGUGCUGCCCCUCUGCACCGAGACAAUCAGCAAUAACAACAAUAGCAAUACUGACGUUUUGAACAGUGAACGGCAAAACGCCCAUCAGAAAAAGAAGGGACAAAACCCCACCCCAGCGCCCCGCACUCCCACCUCGCAGCCCCGACCCCGUUCCCAUCGCGCUGCGGGGCGAGCCGUGGAGCUGGGCCAGAGGCACCACGGCCUGUCUCCUCCCCGAACCCAAACCCCACCCUCCGCUUCACGCUGGGACUAUUUCGGGCUGCGAGCCGCUCUCUGACAGAUGCGCUCCCGCGGCCGCACUUGUUGCGCUCAGCGGCCGCCGCUCCGCAGCCCCGCGGCAGCGCUCCGCUCCGCUCCUCCGUUCGCUCACCUGCCGGCUCUCCUGCUGCGUUGCUUUCGAGUCCCGCUCCCCGCAGAAGAUGUUUUAGAAGGGAAACCCGCCCGGAGCGCGGCUGUCCCCGUCCCCAUCGGGAGUUCGGCCCCGCGGUGAGAGAUGUCAGAGCCCUCCGCUGCCAACGGGGACGGGAAGGAGCCCGACAUCGAGCUCUUCGUGAAGGCCGGUAUAGAUGGAGAAAGCAUUGGGAACUGCCCAUUCUCCCAGCGUCUCUUCAUGAUCCUCUGGCUCAAAGGAGUUGUGUUCAACGUCACCACUGUUGACCUGAAAAGAAAGCCAGCUGAUCUACACAACCUGGCUCCUGGAACUCACCCACCUUUCUUAACUUUUAAUGGAGAAGUCAAGACAGAUGUUAACAAGAUUGAGGAAUUCUUGGAAGAGACUCUUGCACCUCCAAAGUAUCCCAAGCUGGCUGCUAAGCACCGGGAAUCAAACACUGCUGGAAUUGAUAUCUUCUCCAAAUUUUCUGCUUACAUCAAAAAUACGAAGCAGCAGGACAAUGCUGCCCUUGAAAGAGGUUUGGUGAAGGCUCUGAAGAAGCUGGAUGACUAUCUGAGAACCCCUCUGCCAGAGGAAAUUGAUGCAAACAGCACUGAAGAAGAGAAGGUGUCCAAACGCAAGUUUCUGGAUGGAGAUGACCUCACCCUUGCUGACUGCAACCUUCUGCCCAAACUCCAUGUUGUCAAGAUUGUUGCAAAGAAAUACCGCAACUUCGAGUUCCCAACAGAGAUGACGGGGCUGUGGCGGUACCUGAAGAACGCGUAUGCCAGGGAUGAGUUCACUAACACCUGUGCAGCAGACAAAGAAAUUGAGCAAGCCUAUGCGGAUGUGGCCAAACGGCUCAGCAAAUCCUAACUGACCCCAGCAGUGUCUCGGCAUCCCUGGCAGAUUCCUGUUUUACGGACUCUUCUCCUUGUUGCCUUAAGAUAUACCUUAUCAUUUUGCUAUCUGGUUGGCAUCCCUAUGAUUUCACCUGUUCAGGAGUAUUUGUCAGGGACAAACAUGCUUCUCCCUGGAGGAAGGAGAAGGCAGCUCUAGUGUAGGGGGUGGAGACCCUUUGAAAUCUGAACCUACGAUCUGACACAACUAGUAUUACUCAUAAUCAGUAUUGGAAAUGA